This is a messenger RNA of Hibiscus syriacus, 891 nucleotides long. Its product is annotated as RNA-binding protein Y14-like. Gene Ontology annotation, biological process: RNA splicing. The transcript has 4 exons. The coding region runs from base 109 to 711 and encodes 200 amino acids. Gene Ontology annotation, molecular function: mRNA binding. Gene Ontology annotation, cellular component: exon-exon junction complex; nucleus; cytoplasm. The record is from RefSeq and is a predicted model, not a curated record. Lineage: Eukaryota; Viridiplantae; Streptophyta; Magnoliopsida; Malvales; Malvaceae.
CUAUAUAUACUCCAUAAAAACCUCAAAUCAGCUUAGGUUUCGGGAACAUCAGAACAUUUACAUCUUGCGAGAGUAACAAAGGGAAGAAUCACACGUUAAGAUCACGUGAUGGCGAGUGCUGACGCGGAGGCUUUGGAUUUCGAGCCGGAGGACGACGACUUGAUGGACGAGGAUGCCGGCGGCGGUGACGCCUCCCCUCAAGCCUCCAUGCCUAAGCUCAAGUCAGCCAUCACUGGCGGCGCUUCCAUUUCUCUUUCUGGCCCUAAGAAGACUAAAGGCCGUGGCUUCCGCCAGGACGACGCCGACCGUCACUCCCAUCUCGCCUCCCGGGAUUUCGAAUCUACCGGCUCAGAUGGUGGCCCCGGUCCCCAGAGAUCUAUUGAAGGAUGGAUAAUCUUGGUCACCGGUGUGCAUGAGGAAGCACAAGAGGAUGAUUUACACAACACAUUUGGUGAAUUUGGUGAGAUCAAGAACUUGCAUUUAAAUCUUGAUCGCCGUACUGGAUUUGUCAAGGGAUAUGCACUCAUUGAAUAUGAAAAGUUUGAAGAAGCAAAGAAUGCCAUAACUGCAACAGAUGGAGCAGAACUUCUUACACAGACUAUCAAUGUUGAUUGGGCUUUUAGCAAUGGACCCAGUAUUAGAGCCUCCAAGAGAAAAAAUAUGAGAGCCGGACGGACACAUCGCUCUCGGAGUCCUAGGAGGAGAUACUGACUUGAUCUCUAUUUAUGAAGUUGGAUUUGUAACGAGAGAUUUGAGAUUUGGUGCUUGAAAUUUACUGAACCAUGGACUUUUAUUUGUCUAAUAUGAUAUAUGCCUCAAUCCUUUUUUAUUUAUGGUGUCAAGUGGUGAAUGUUGAUUGUGCUUAGGCUUCGGUUGCAGCUUUUUGUCUCA